UGGACCAAGGCAGAUGUACUGGAGGGAGGGCUAAUAUAUAUGUGUAAAUAGAGGAGGAUUUGCUCAACCUGACUUGAAACUAGUGCAAGACAAGCUGUGGAUAUUAUUGGAUAACCCUAAAUUAUUGAUGCUGGAAGGUCAGGAUCUGCACUUUGGUUGGCAUGGCUUCCUAUGGUAUAAUAAUGCAUCAGUUCAGAAAGCAUUCAAUAAAUAUCUGAUUAGGAAAGUGCUAUAUAAAGUUUGGAGUAAAUAUAAACAAUGUUUAUAUACUCCAUUCACUAUCGUUAUCGGAAGCGCUUUUACUUAAAGCACUACAAAGGCAGGGAGAGUGGGUAACUUCUAGAGAUCUGCUUAACCUAACAGGAGAGUUAUACCAACUGAAUAGUAGGCAAGAGUUAUUGAAGGAAGUGUUUAAUAUCCAAUGGUGCCCAUAUCUACAAACUUAAGAAAGAUGUAAGACAGAAAAAGAUAGAGGAUUUGAUUUGGAAAAAGGUAAAUUUGAAAAACAUCUGUUUAAGAGGGGAAAUAAUCUGAUUGGUAACCUAUACAAAUAAUGUUGUAAUUUAAUUUAGAGGAUGACAUAAUCAAAGAUUAUAUGGAGAAAUGGCCGAAAGGUAUAGGCUAUAAUACAGAUUUGUAGAAUUGGCAGAAAUGAUGAAAAAAUAGCAACAUUGUUGUGACCUAAAAGGACAUUUUUUGGAAAUGAUACACAGAUGGCAUUUUUCCCCAGGUGAACUUGCAAAGAUCUCUAAGGAUACAAAUAAUAUAUGUUGGAAAUCUAGUGAGGAGAUUGGAACCUUCUACCAUUUGUAGUUGAGAAAGAAGAAAGUGAAGAAAUUCAGUGAAAAAUUGUUUACUGAUAAGGAAUAACAUCAAAUGCACAGAAGAAAAAGUGACCAGAAGAUUUAUGGGAAAUCUCUGUAAGCUACAAUGGCAAUGGAAGUACUUCCAGAACUAUAUGAUGUAUUCCAGGGAGAGGUUGCUUCUGUUACAGAUUAUGGAGCAUUCAUAAAAAUUCCAGGAACAAGGAAGCAAGGCCUUGUACACAAAAGUCAAAUGUCAAAUUGCCGAGUGGACAUGCCCUCAGAGCUGGUAGAUGUUGGUGAAAAAGUGUGGGUGAAAUUGAUAGGAAAGGAGGAGAAAGACAACAAACUAAAACUGUCUCUUUCCAUGAAGGCUGUUAAUCAAGGAACUGGAAAGGACCUUGACCCCAACAAUGUUGCUCUUGAUCAAGAUGCACGAAAGAAACGUUCAUUCAAAGAUUAUACCAGCCAGAAGAUCACUCUAGAAGCUGUCCUGAACACAGUUUGUAAGAAGUGUGGUUGCCCAGGUCAUUUUGCAAAAGAUUGCUUCAUGCAGCCAGGAGGGACCAAGUACACCCUUAUACCAGAGGAAGAAGAAAUCCUUCCAGAAAACAAAAGAAAGGCUCAUAUAUCUGAGGAUUCUGUAAAGAAGAAGAAAAGGGGAAAAAAGGAAAAGAAGGAAAAAAAGAAACACAAGAACAAAGUCCCUUCUGAACUGGAUGUUUCUGACAGUGGUGAUUUAGACACCAGUAGCCAGCCAGCCAGAAAGAAAAGAAAAGGGACUGAAAAAGCCAGUACUUCGCAGAAGAAAAAGAAGAAGCAUCAUAAAAAGAAGCACAAGGAAUGAGAAGCACUUAAUGGUUCUGUUAACAUAGCAAGGGCUUCUCUCUGGCCUCCCAUAAUCAGCUGACAAAAAGAACAGCCGAGACAGACAGAAUUGUGUUAAGACAAAAGGUCUUUCCUUCUUUGAAAAGAGGCAUUGUUUCCAGUGAAUUUUAAUAAAGACUUCUACAUUUUCCCCCCACAAAGAAGGAAAUUCAGUGCCAGCUACAGUUGGAUGUUUCUUGCCCAGAUGUGGCACUCAUUUCAUGUGAAACUCAUGCCUUUCUGCACUGUUGUUUCUUUGUGGUAAGAUGCCAGGAUUGCAGCAUCUUUUGGAACAACCUUGAGUGAUUGGUUAGAAUUGUACAUGGCAUCAGCAACCCGGCUUCCGUAGGCAAGUUGACAUCUGGAUGUUGAUUAAACAUCUGCAAGUCUUUCUCUGCACACUAAAAGGAAGAAUGGACACACAUUUCUGAGCUAACAGGUUGAUUGGUGAAGAACAGAUUGCCGUAUCUCUCAUACUGAAGGAGAAAAAAUAAUCAGCCAAUAGCACUUCUCCUUUUAUAAUCUGAAAAUUGAGGCAAGAGUUAACUAUGAAAUAACCCUUUUUCUUCCUCAUGAUUUGUUCCAUUUGCUGGCCAGCCUUUUGACUGUAUUGCUCUUGCUGCCUCGGCUUCAAGUAUUCUUCAGUUAAGGGAUGGGAACAGCCUGUCCAGGAACUGCAUGCAAGCCUGGUUCUCCCACUGUUGUGGCUCCUCAAUCCACAGUUUUUUAAGAAU
Molecule: messenger RNA, 2404 nt
Organism: Sceloporus undulatus (fence lizard)
Lineage: Eukaryota; Metazoa; Chordata; Lepidosauria; Squamata; Phrynosomatidae
Gene: ZCCHC17
Product: zinc finger CCHC-type containing 17
Exons: 8
Coding region: 931-1650 (239 amino acids)
Biological process (GO): RNA stabilization
Molecular function (GO): RNA binding; zinc ion binding
Source: RefSeq, a predicted model, not a curated record